CUAUUAAAUCCCGAGUUUGCAGGGAUCGGGAUUGAUCCGAGACCCCACGGGGUAACCCCCUCCCCUAGUUCUCUUAGAUAAUGGUUUGAUGUAGAUUGACGACCCGACCGGGAUCGCUUCCCUAGAGGAGUGAUCAGCUGGAUAAUCAGAAAUGUGAUACGCGUCGGAAUAGACUCGGAAGUCUUCGACGUCUAGACUUCCUGCGAGAUAUGGUAUUUCCAUCCUUUCAGGAGGCCGUUUAUGGCUUCACAAGCCAAAUAGGUAUGAGUAUAAAGAUGUCAUCUCCAUACCAUCUUCUACGAUAUUUCCUACGACUCCUCAUUAAGGAUAACCUCAAAGACAAGACACCAGAAUCUUAUCUUGUUGCAUCAUUGCCACAAUAAACAUGCCUGCCUUAACUAUUGAUUCACCCAUCGCCUCGCCCAUUGUGGCCCCCAAGGCGCCUCACGUCAUUGGACCUAAGACCAAGAAGGCUACCCGACCGACCACUCAGAUCCCUGAAUUCUUGAUCGAGGAAGCCCGCAAGACGCAGCCUGAGGCGUGGGAUCCAAAGAAACAUGUUGCAUACCAACCCCCAGCCAAUAUCCACACCAUGCGUGAGAUAGGCAUUGAGGGACAUGGUAUUUCUCCUAAUGCUGUCUCCGACCCCUUUCCCCUGUUUAGCCAGGAUGCUAUGCAACAGAUGAGGAGAGAGAUCUUCAGUGAGCCUGUACUUCGGGACUGCCGAUACAGCUCUGACUUCAUUGCGAACAUGGUUCGGGGCAUGGGCCAUGAACGGGCCCCAUUUACUUACAACGCCUGGUACUCACCCGAAGUCCUUGGUAAGAUAUCCGAAGUUGCGGGUAUCGAACUAAUCCCAGCCUUCGACUACGAGGUCGCCAAUAUCAACAUCUCGAUUAACGACCAGAAUGCCCAGAUACUGACUGGCAGUGACAAGACCGCGUCGGUCGCCUGGCAUUAUGAUAGCUUUCCUUUCGUCUGCGUUACCAUGGUUUCGGAUUGCUCGGAUAUGGUUGGUGGAGAAACAGCUAUUCGACUCCCUGGCGGCGAGAUCAGAAAAGUCCGGGGCCCUGCUAUGGGCACCGCUGUUGUCAUGCAAGGACGGUACAUCUACCACCAAGCCCUCAAAGCAUUCGGAGGCCGCGAACGAAUCGCGAUGGUUACUGCUCUACGACCAAAAUCGCCCUUCGUUCGUGACGAGACUAUCCUCACAGGUGUUCGUGGCAUUAGCAACCUCGCCGAGCUCUACCCACAAUACACGGAAUAUCGAUUGGAGAUCCUAGAAGAGCGUUUCCGUGCUAAGUUGAAGGAGGAACGCCGUCGAGAAAUCUCGCGUCAUCCUUUCAAUGUGACGGAAAUCAGAGCUUUCUUGACGGAGCAGAAGGAAUAUUUGGAGUCCAUGUUAGAACAGAUGUACGAAGUUGAAUAA
Messenger RNA from Hypoxylon trugodes, 1429 nucleotides. RefSeq lists its product as uncharacterized. The record is from RefSeq and is a predicted model, not a curated record. Lineage: Eukaryota; Fungi; Ascomycota; Sordariomycetes; Xylariales; Hypoxylaceae. The transcript has 3 exons. Bases 386 to 1429 code for a protein of 347 amino acids.